Molecule: messenger RNA, 2741 nt
Organism: Mercenaria mercenaria
Lineage: Eukaryota; Metazoa; Mollusca; Bivalvia; Venerida; Veneridae
Exons: 3
Coding region: 195-842 (215 amino acids)
Source: RefSeq, a predicted model, not a curated record
GUUACGUCAUUUACAACAAACCUAGGAGUUUAACAAGGAUAUCAUAAUUAUAAAGUUAUCUUUUUCUGAAAAGAUCGAAACAUGAUAUAUAACUCUGAGUAAUUAAGUGGCGUAUGGUGAAAUUUAUAAUCUAAUUCAAGAAACAUUUGUCACCAGUGUGUUUUACUCUACUUUUUUUGUACUUAUCAACAAGAAUGUUUAAAAGCAAUUUGGAAGCCGAUAUUGUGCGGAUAUAUAUUUGCGGACCCCACAGCACGGGCAAAACGACACUUCUAAAUGACCUUCGCCCUCACAUAGGUAACACUGAAAUCGUCGAAGAAGUUGCACGUGGAAUAAUAAGGAAACACGGAUGGACACGUAACGACAUUUUACCAGAAAAACACCCGGAUGUGUUCCUACAAUUAAGUGAGGAGAUUUUGGCGGCGCAAAUUGAAACAGGCAAAAAGUACGCAAGUUUGGGACAAGAUUUUAUAUGUGAUAGAGCACUGGAUCCAAUUAUUUAUUGUGGGUUCUAUAUUAGUGAACAAGCAAAGGAAGCAAUGUAUGGGUUGGAUGGCAUGGACCAAUGGCUCGAAAGCUUGCGGAAAUCUCUUGUGAUACUAGUUUCACCCCACCCUGAAUGUAUUCAUGACGACUCGGUACGGUUUUCGUCUUCUAUAGAAGAACUGCGUGAGUUCUAUGCCAAGUUUGAGAAAGAACUUCACCACAAUCAAAUAAGAUACGUUAAGCUUACACAGCUCGACAGACAAGAAAGAGUCCGCACCGUUCUGAGAGAACUAAGUAUUUUUAGACGAGGAAAGUUUUUGAAACCUGCAGAAGAUGAAAGUAAUGCAGUAGAAUAGAUUAUGUGCGCUAUGAAUACAAACAUUGCCUUCGAGAUCAGGUCCAGUGGUUAAUUUAAAUGAGAAUUUGCGACCAGUCUAAACUCUUACAUUUGACUGACUGUUUCUAAAGAACAAUCUUGAAAAUGACCAAUGAAAUUCCUACUCUCUAAGACUUGUCUACAGUUUUAUAAAUUUGAAACCGGGAAACAUUUUGUCCAUAUAACCUUUACUCAAAGAUAAAAGUUAAUGUCAGUUUACAGACAUGACCACAGAUUAUCGCUCUCAAAAAGGGUUUUCCGCUAUAACUUCUAUCACAUUUGUUAUUUAUUUACCCAAGGAUACAAGAACACAAGGACUAAGUAUAAAGUUUGAGUUUUGCACACCUAUUCUACUUGAAUCGCGUUGUUCUAUACAACCGUAUGAAAUAAGUGAAAACCCAGUAUCGAUUUCAGUUGCGGCAGUUUUCAUUCUUACACAAGGGAUAACUUACGUUUUCUUUUCUACGAAGUGGUAUUUUAGUCGUUCAUAACGUUUUAUCAUAUUAGAAAAACAUUACAUGAACCACAGUUUUUGAGGAAGGCAGAAGAAGACUUGUAUGCAGUUUAGUAAGAUCGAAAAUCCCGUAACAGCAUUCAAGACAUAUAACAAAAGUUAUUGAUGUAGCUCAGCUGGGCAUGAUUUACACGAUUCAAAACAAGUUUGUUCCAAAGGACUCGCCCUUGCUAAAACAGAAACUGAGAGUAAAUACGUUUUUUUAUCUCCUCCUGAUCAAUUCGACCCACUGCGUGUACAGGAGGUAAACACCUUUACAGGUACAACAGUAUGUAACAAAAGUUAUGAGUUUAUCGAGUUGUAUUUAAUUUAUUUCUUACAGAGUUAGAAUAUACCAUACCGCUUGAUAAGAAUUAUCUUAUCGAACAGAACAAAUAUACAUUGAAAAAUUAUAUUUAUUCUGUUCUAGAGUAAUUAGUUUAAAGCUUGAAUUCCAUCUCGGACGUUAAGUUUGGCUGCUCGGACGUGAAGUUUGUCUGCAGCUUGAAGGCCGCAACCAUAGUAAUAUGAUUUAUGCGUCACUGAUUAAAGUUGUGUUCAUUUCUCUGCAUGUUAUUCUCAUCCCCAUUCCGUUUGGUUUUCUGAGGUGGGUGAUUUACACAGCUUGUGCAAUGUGUCUUGAAAUGAGUCAAUUUAAAGAAAGUAAAGAGUUCCAGUUCUGAAAUGAGCGGAUUGUACAUAAGAAGCAAUCUAUUAUCAUUAGAUACAAGAUUAAGUCAUGAGAUAAUUACCUUCAAUUCUGACUCACAAUAUGGCUACAAGUCGAACGCACUGUCCUAGAUCAAAUACUCAAUGUGUGUAAUUUUACUUUUGUUGAGGUAAGUCGAAAAUAUCCCUGGUUAUGGUCCCAAACGGAAUCAAGACCUCGAAUUACUACGACUUACAGAAAUAAGGCAGCUUCAUGAUGUAAAUGGCAUUGUAAAGCAAACUUUACUUCAUUGACACCAGUAUAUGCCGUUUGGUAUUUGUAUCUCUGAAAUUGACAGUAUAACACCAACAUUGUACGAUCAAGAAAAAUGCCGGUAUACGGAUAUGAGUAUAAAAUCGGCAUUAUUACUGCAUGUUUAACUCAAACCUCUAAGGAAGUAACGUGCAAGACAAAUUUAAGACGCUAUGCACUGAGAUUGAACAUAAGAUCCAUUAAGUCCAUUAUGCAGCAUUCCAUACACAUUCUUUGUAGUAUACGGGAGCAUGCCUAAACACUGCGAAUAACGUUCUAACUGACUGCUCCCUUCACUUUGCAGUUCCACUUUUCGUAAUUAAGCCUUAAUAAAUGUUGCGAGAUGAGUAUGAACAUGAGAAUAUAUCAUUUAAAAAGAUCUUGUAAAGCUUAAAAUCUGUUAUUUCCUACAGAAAUCAGUGGGA